Molecule: messenger RNA, 6385 nt
Organism: Mus musculus (house mouse)
Lineage: Eukaryota; Metazoa; Chordata; Mammalia; Rodentia; Muridae
Gene: Ctif
Product: CBP80/20-dependent translation initiation factor
Exons: 13
Coding region: 528-2399 (623 amino acids)
Biological process (GO): positive regulation of translation
Cellular component (GO): perinuclear region of cytoplasm
Molecular function (GO): RNA binding
Source: RefSeq, a predicted model, not a curated record
AGGCGGGGCCCGGACGUCACUCUCCUACAUUCUCUUUCCCUGUGUCAGUACUGGGAUCAUUUUUUUUUUCCUUCCUCUACUCCCUCCCUCUGCCUGCCCCUCCCUCCCUGUCUCCCUUCCCUCCCUCCCUCCCCUCUCGACUGGGUCGGUCCGCUGAGGUGCCGGAUCCCCCUCACGGCUGGGACGCGCCGAACUCCCAGCAGGAGUCCGCUCUUUGCAGCCUGGUCCCUCCCUUCCCCUUCCCUGCCCCCUUCCCCCACCCCGACGCGGGCUCCGCGCGGCAGCCAGAGGAACCCCGAGGCUGACCUGGGAUAGACUCAUACAGCCCAGGCUGGUUGGUCUUCAACUUGCAGCAACAUUUCUGCUUCAGCCUUCCAAGUGCUGCCAAGAUUUAUUCUUUACUGCUUUUGGUGCCAUUAAACUGAAAAUGUGACCCCCCUGUGUUCCUCCUUGCCUCAAGAUGGUCAAGCCUAGGAAUGAGCAAAGCAUCCCUACUAUCAGCCGGCCCCGGUCCCUGAGCCCGAGGAAUGGAGAACUCCUCAGCAGCUUCAGCCUCCUCUGAGGCAGGAAGCAGCCGCUCCCAGGAGAUCGAGGAGCUGGAGCGCUUCAUUGACAGCUACGUGCUGGAGUACCAGGUGCAGGGGCUGCUGACCGACAAGACAGAGGGUGACGGCGAGAGCCAGAGGACACAGUCCCAUAUCUCCCAGUGGACGGCUGACUGCAGAGAGCAGCUGGAUGGUAGCUGUUCCUUCUCCAGAGGGCGAGCCCCGCCACAGCAGAAUGGCAACAAGGACAACUCCCUGGACAUGCUGGGCACAGAUAUCUGGGCCGCCAAUACCUUUGAUUCCUUCAGUGGUGCCACCUGGGACCUGCAGCCUGAAAAGCUGGACUUCACCCAGUUCCAUCGGAAGGUCCGCCACACACCCAAGCAGCCCCUGCCACACAUCGACAGAGAAGGGUGUGGAAAGGGAAAGCUGGAAGAUGGAGAUGGUAUCAGCCUGAAUGACAUUGAGAAGGUCCUCCCGACCUGGCAGGGCUACCAUCCGAUGCCCCACGAAGCAGAGAUUGCACAUACCAAGAAGUUGUUCCGAAGGAGGAGAAAUGACCGAAGACGGCAGCAAAGACCUCCAGGAGGGAACAAGCCCCAACAGCAUGGUGACCAUCAGCCAGGCAGUGCCAAACACAACAGGGACCACCAGAAAUCUUACCAGGGGGGCUCAGGGCCCCACCCCUCAGGGAGGCCCACACACCAUGGCUACAGCCAGAACCGACGCUGGCAUCACGGCAACAUGAAACAUCCACCGGGAGACAAGGGAGAAGCGGGCAGCCACCGCAACGCCAAAGAGACCGUGACCGUUGAGAACCCCAAACUUGAAGACGGCCCAGGGGACACCGGACACAGUGGCCUUGAGCCCCCCUGCAGCCCUGACACUCUGACCCCAGCAGCUUCCGAGAGACCAACCCCUCAGCUGCCAGGGGGGCCGGAGGCUGAGAUAAAGCAUAAAGACACUGUUCUUCCUGAGCGUCUCAGGGAGCGGCCCAAAAUCACCCUGCUCCAGUCUUCCAAAGACAGGCUGAGGCGAAGGCUGAAGGAAAAGGACCGGGACAUCCCGAAUCCCACUGAGACUUCAGCUCCACUGAGGUGUGUUUUAUGUGUCCCCCAUGUCCCCCAGGACGAAGUGGCAGUAGAGACAAGCAGCCCUCAGCCAAGCAAGAUGGACAGGCUGAUGGAAAUCCUUAACAGCAUGAGAAAUAACAGCAGCGACGUGGAUGCCAAGCUCACCUCCUUCAUGGAGGAGGCGCAGAACUCCACCAACUCUGAGGAGAUGCUGGGGGAGAUCGUGCGGACCAUCUACCAGAAGGCCGUGUCAGACCGCAGCUUCGCCUUCACGGCCGCCAAGCUCUGCGACAAGAUGGCCCUCUUCAUGGUCGAGGGGACCAAGUUCCGGAGCCUGCUCCUCAACAUGCUCCAGAAGGACUUCACUGUGCGGGAGGAGCUGCAGCAACAGGAUGUGGAGCGCUGGCUGGGCUUCAUCACCUUCCUGUGUGAGGUGUUCGGCACCAUGCGGAGCAGCACUGGCGAGCCCUUCCGAGUGCUGGUGUGCCCCAUCUACACGUGCCUCCGGGAGCUCUUGCAGUCACAGGAUGUGAAGGAAGACGCAGUCCUCUGCUGUUCUAUGGAGCUACAAAGCACAGGCCGGCUGCUAGAGGAGCAGCUGCCAGAGAUGAUGACGGAGCUCCUAGCCAGCGCAAGAGAUAAGAUGCUGUGCCCCUCAGAGUCCAUGCUAACCCGGUCCCUGCUCCUGGAGGUCAUCGAGCUCCACGCCAACAGCUGGAACCCUCUGACGCCCCCCAUCACGCAGUACUACAACAGGACCAUCCAGAAACUGACAGCCUGACAGCCCAGCCGAGGGGGCCUGGCAGGCAGCCCGUGGGCAGCUGGGGCCCUAGUGCACAGGGCCAGAUGGACAGGCGCAAGGACAGGGGUGGCCCUGGCGGGAAAGAGAACUGAGCAGGGAGGCAGGUAGCCACGGUGGCCGGUCUGGAGCCAGCGGAGAAGGAGGAGAUUGGAUCCCUCAGAAGGGCUCCCCGUGCAGCCCCACCCCCACCCACCCCCAAGCCUGCGCAUGUGGCAGCUCACACCAAGGGAAAGCAUGUCUCUUUGUCCUGGUGGUCACCCGUCCUUGCUCUCUUCUCCUCGGCUCCAGUCCUCCCCACCCCCUACCUUGCAGCCCAUUCCCCCCUCGGCCGCCCCCCCCCUCCCCCAUAGAGCUUUAUGGGAGGAGUCUCUGCCUCUCCUCACUGUCUACAGCUGCCUCUCUGCCUCCCACACCUCUGGCCACCGCUUGGGUCAGCCAGGACUGCUGAAGGCUGAAAAAGUGGGUCGAGACAGCUCUCAUUGUUCCCACGUGCUGUCAGCCACGGUCGCCAACUGGCAGCAGGCAGCGGGCAGCAGAUGUCUGGGAGGACAAAGGCAGGCACGGUCCCCACCAGCCGCCCAUAAUUGAUGGCCUUUGUCAGCCCCAGCGGAGCUGGAGAGAGGCUUUUUUUUCUCCUCUAACCUCCGUGCUCCACCCUCCAACCCUCGGCCUCCAGCCCCAGGGCCCACUGCUCCCCCUGGCAGAGAAGGGAGAGCCAGGGCUCACAGCUCAGCGUGAACCCUUUUAUUUUGUUUUUCAAAACUCAGUGGCUUUGAAGUCUCUUUUCCUCAAUGAAAAUGCCCUAGAUUUUGAGAUCACAUCGUUCUCCCCUCAAGGAUCCCCUGAUUAGUGGGAGACUAAGACCUGCCCCCCCUCCCCAAAGAAUCUAGCCACUAGCAGCUUGCCAGUAGCCAGCUAGUAAUUGGAAACUUCUGCUCCAAUGGGGGUCCCCACUGGAAUCCUGUGUUCCUGGGCCCCUGUCCUGCAGUGCCUCUGUUCUGUCCACUGCUAGCUUCCAAAGGGCUGGACUGACUGCCUUAGGACCUGCCCUGGCUCCUGUUACUGGCAAACGGGGCCAGAAACGAGGCUGGCAAAUUACAACCAAAUGCAGGUCUUGUUCCGAGCAACUGUUGAGGGAAGAGCCCACUGCUGACUCCACAGAUCUUGGAGCCUCCUUCAUGAUCCCAUGCCGCAUCCCAGGCAAGACCCACAAGCCCUACCUCCAAGGCUGCUGGGGAGAGGGGGAAUCAUUGGGUCCUGACUGGGACGGUUUGGUAGGCAGCCAGAUAGACAAUGAAGUUCUUCAGGCUAGAAACAAAGUCCUGGUUUCUUGGGAGGCUCUGGUCCCAGGGAGCAACCACUUCUAUAAAGGCUAGGGAGGAGGAGGAGGCCAUCAGAGAGGCUGGUCUUACUGGGAUGACUGGUGGCUCCUCCCCCUCAUCUCUGGGGAGCUGGAACCCACACUUUGAUGACACCCCCCCCAGAACAUGUGUCCAAGCCCAUGCACUGGACCUGGGCAUACCUAGACCAUGGUGGAGGCUCUAAACCAGUGGUUCUCAACCUGUGGGUCACGACCCCUGUAGGGGACUCGAAUGACCCUUUCACAAGGGUCACACAUCAGAUAUCCUGUGUAUCCGAUAUUUACCUGACGAUUCAUAACGGUAGCAAAAAUUGACAAUUACGGAGUAGCAACAAAAAUAAUUUUGUGGUUGGGGUUCACCACUGCAUGAGGAAGAUUAAAGGGUUGCAGCAUCAGGGAGGUUGAGAACCACUGCUCUGUAGGCCUCCUGGUUGAAUUCAGGCUGUCUCGAGUAAGGAUGGUUUCUCCUAACUGUCCCAAGUCUAGAAGAGUAGAAAGCGAUCAGGGUGGAGGAGGGAGAGUUCCCGAGUUCUCUGUGGCUGUCUCCAACUCAAGUGUUCAGGUCCCAAGAUGGGGCCUCUGAAGAGGGCUGCUGAGAAAAAGGAAUAGGGGUCACGGCCACCCCAGCUUUGAUCUCUUUCCUUUUCUUCUCCUCCUUCCUAGCCUUCUUUUCUCUGCUGCUUGCUGCCUUGUCUCCCAUCCCAGCCCUUAGGCUGAGCCUGGAGCCCAGGGACACGAUAAGCCCCACAGGAGGUGUGGAGGGAAGAGCAGGGCAGGUGGAGUAGCCAGAGAAGACACCAGGGAGAUCCUGCUCCUGUGGACUUGGGCAGCCCAGGCUCACAGGCACCUGCUCCCUGCAUCCUCUGGGGCCAUGGUGUGCUUACAUGGGCUGCUUCCCAGGUGUGAGCGUGUGAGUGAGUGAGUGUGUGUGUGUGUGUGUGUGUGUGUGUGUAUGUGUGUGUGUGUGUGUGUGUGUGUGUGUGUGUGUGCAUUUGCAUCUGCUAAGAAUGAAGCAGGACCUUGAGGAAGGAAGAGACUGAUGGUAGGGACUCAAGCCACAGUAGAGAGGUCUCCUAGACUCCUCAUUGGGCUCACAGAGUAGGCUCCACACAGUGGCUUCCAAACACUGUGUAGAAGAGCUAGUGUCCCCUAAAGAGGCAGAGACCAUGGCUUUGUGGGCACCAUGGGCCUAAUUCAGCUCCUUCUUGAUGUCCUGUUGGAGGGUCUUGCUUCAAGAGCAUGCCCUCGUAGGGCCUUGAGGACCAGUGUGAAGAUGCAAGAUAUAAAUAUGUAUACAUAUAUAAAUAUAUUUUUAAUUACAUGUUGUGUCCCAGUGGCUCCAGACUUGCAGUUUGCCUAGCGUAUUCCAUUGUUUGAAACUACUUCCUGGUCCAUCCUGAUAUGACACUUUCCAGCUGUCUGUCUGUCUGUCUUAAACGCAGAUCUCUGCUACUUUUUCAAACAUGGAAAGAAACCCUUUUUAUUAUUAUCAUUAUUAUUAUUUUAUUUUUUAAAGAGACAACAGUAAAGCCUAAAAUCUAAAAGGCUGAGCACCUUCCUGUGGGGGAUAACUCAAGCAGGAAGUAGGGGACUUGCAGGCACCCACAGACCCUGACUCCCCGGGACAGAGCCUCUCCUGCUGCGGGAGGAACGGCCUAUCAAAGCCUGCCUCUGAUGAAUGAACAGGAGGCAAAGCCUCUCUCAAACUUGUGUUGUCCUGUCUGGCCAUGAUGCUCUGAUAUUGAGCCUUUUUAGGCUCCGCCCACCUGUCAGGACAAGUUGGUCCUUGUUUUCCACUCAAGUGGCCUGCUGGUCACUGCCCUCCUCAUGAACUGGCCGUAUUGCCUAAGCUCUGGGACCACAGCUCCUGUCGGGCUCUUGAACUCCCCUGGACAACCAACCCCUUCCACCAACCAUGGGGAACCUCUUCCCCCACCCCCAAAAAAACCAUCUUCACCUGGGCAUCGUUCCUCAUCCAGUCUGUAAACCUUUACAGUUUGCGGAUCAUCUUGUCCAUUUGUGUACAUGUAAAUGUUGACCCAAUUGGUAUUUAUUCUAAUUUUUAUUGUAUUUUAUUUUAUUCUGUCUGAGGGUGGGGGAUGGGAAGUACACCACUGGUGGCAACCAGGGCAGAGCUGCAGGGAUGCAGCCCAGGAAGCAAGAGAAGCACCUCCCUGGGGCCACUCUAGAUGGCAGCCUGUCAGUACCCACACCCUGGGCUGUUAUCUGGAAUUGGAAGCCGGACAGUGUUCGUCAUCCCAUACACACAGGCCUGCCCGUGGCAUGAUGUCCCUCAGCUGCCUGGCACCAUGUUGGGAAACCUCUGACUGGCUCUUCGAGGAGGUGGGUUGGAGAGACUAGAAUUCUCCUCUGCUCAGGGCACUGGCCCCAGAAGAUCUAUCUGGAGCCUCACUGAGCCAGCUGGGAGCCUGACAACAGGACCUACCUCCCUGGAGCAGGGUCUGGAGAUUGCCGCCAAAGCUAUGGGCCAACCCUGCUCGCGCCGACCCCUUCCAUCUACCCGUAUAUCCUGCUUCCCAGCUGAACCCAAACUACAAGUGGGUUUAAAAAAAAUAAAUAAACGAUACCAAAAAAAAAAAAAAAA